UUCGUCUCCCUUUCCUACUGCUCGACUCUCUACCCCGGCCGUUGUCCUCUUCCUUCACCCCCUCGUCUCUCGAAUCUUCCCUGCAUGCCCUCGUUGCUCUCGCCCAUGUCCGCCGUCUCAACCCGCACCCCGCGCGCCUUCUCUUGACAUCCCCAACGAUGGCGAGUGUCAUGCUAAGACACUCGUCUCGAGCUGCCUGGAUCCGAUCGCGAUUGUCUUACCCCCCCGACCAGUGACUCCGUCCACUGCGCACACCCCGCAAACUAUGUCGAAGGGCUGUUACACCUGUCGCCGCCGCCGCAUCAUUUGCGACAAUGGCCUCCCCACCUGCCGCAAGUGCCGCGAUGCGGGGAAGGAGUGUCUGGGGUAUCAGAAGCCCCUCGUCUGGGUCAAGGGCGGCGUGGCCAGCCGGGGCAAGAUGAUGGGACGCAGCUUCGACGAUGUCAAGGGGUCGCCGUCCUACCGUGGGCCCGACGAUUCGAGCUCCUCGCCGAGCAACACCUCGCCGCCGUCUGCCGAUUCGCCCCGUCACAUCGGCCCCGAGUUGCCGACUGAUCCCAGCUGGCGUGCCGCACCAAACAACGUGUCGACGGUCCUGGGAGUCUCGGAGACCACGCCAUGGGAGGAUGAUGACACCCAGCUCGCCUUGCAGAGAGCUACAUCGACCGUCCCCGCACCUUGGGGCCUCGUGGACCCGUUGUUCAGAGACCUGAAUCAGAUGUCAAGGUUCUACAUCGUGCAUUUCAACCAGAACCUAGCCAACUACCUCACGCUCUACUCCGAAGCCCGAAAUCCGUUCCGAGACCUGAUCCCCCUUGUCGGGGAUUCUCCGCUUCUGUCCCAUGUCCUUGCUGCCACCGGGGCCUUGCAUUACGCCAUUCUCGCCAACGGGGACUUCUCGCUGGCACCAUGGAUAUCCGACGGCCCCUCUGCAACUGAUCCGGUACUAUCUCCCGAAGAGGUAGAGAGAGCUGUGAUCGGCUCCAUGUCCCAACGCCCCCCAUCCAAGGUCUACGAGCAUUUCCUAGGGCUCAAACAGCGUGCCUUGCAGCAACUGUCGCAAGACAUCCAGGAUCCCGUCCUCCGAAACGAUAAUCGAACCCUCGCGGCAAUCAUGGUUCUUGCGCUGAUGGAUGCCAUCGAAUCGGGUGACGGCGCCUGGAAAUAUCAUCUGGAGGGCGCCAAAAAGCUCCUAAAGGGCCGACAAGAGCAGGGCACCCCCAGGCACAGCGUCGUCAAGUGGCUCGAAGAUUUCGCGGUCGACGGCAUCCUACUCAUCCAACUCAUGGGAUCCACCCUCGCCCGUCCCGGAGCCCUCACGCAACCCUUCUACACCUGCGCCAUGGGGCCUGCAGUCCUCAAACGACUCGAAGAGACAUCCUGGGUCGGCUGCCCUGCGUACCUCCUCGAAGUCAUCUUUCUCAUCCACGCGGGUCUCUACUUCGACUCCAGCCUGGACCCCAGCACCCAACAACCAAGCAUGACCUUCUCCUCCGCCUUUCUCUCCAAAGACACCAACCCGCUCCAAAACCCCGGUGCCCUGCUCCAGCACAUCCAAGCCUUUGACCCCGCGGCGUGGUCCGAAUCGAUGCAAAGCUGCUUCCACCUCGCCGACCUCUCCAUGCGCACCGCCCUCGCCACCGUUUACAAAGCCGCCGUCUACCUCUACGCCAGCCGCGUGCUCUCCCGCCCCCGCUCCGGCGCCGCAACUAUCCCCAACCACUUCGGGCUGCCCUCCGACCACGCCGCCGUCGCCCACCUCAUCAUCCAGCAGAUCGCCCUGAUCCCCAUCGCCGACCCCCACUUCAAAUGCCUCAUCUGGCCCACCUUCAUCGCCGGCGCCGAGUGCACCGACCCCGCCCAACGGCCCUUCCUGCUCGAUAAACUCCGGGCCCUGUACUACGACAUCACCAGCGUGAACGUCCGGAAUGCCGCCUGGGUGUUGAGUCUGAUGUGGCGCAAACAGGACCAGAAGCGAGAGGAACAGGAUCUGAGAAGGAAUAUGGCUGCUGCUGCUGCUGCUACUGCCGUGAAUAACGAUAACGACGACGAGGAUGACGAAGAUGAUGAUUUCGAUUGGAUUCAGGUGCUAGAUGAGUCCAGGAUCGAUUGGUUGUUCAUAUAGAUUGAUUGCCUUUCGCCGUCUGUGAGGUGGGCACAUACAUAUUACCGUACAUACUACACCCACAUACACACAUACACACAUACACACAUACAGGUACUACUUCCUACCUAGACACGGCAGAUACCUCGGUACUAGGCAGUACUUGUUAUUUACCUGUACAUAGAUAGAUUC
Molecule: messenger RNA, 2296 nt
Organism: Aspergillus heteromorphus CBS 117.55
Lineage: Eukaryota; Fungi; Ascomycota; Eurotiomycetes; Eurotiales; Aspergillaceae
Product: Zn(II)2Cys6 transcription factor
Exons: 3
Coding region: 266-2125 (619 amino acids)
Biological process (GO): regulation of DNA-templated transcription
Molecular function (GO): zinc ion binding; DNA-binding transcription factor activity, RNA polymerase II-specific
Source: RefSeq, a predicted model, not a curated record